AGUGUCGAGAAAAAUAAGGACUCGGCAAUAUGUUCUCCCUAAAAUGCCAGUUUCUGAGUUCAUCCAAUUUCUUAUUCCGUACCUAUCAGUCAAAUCAAACCACUCACCUAAUUCCUUUGUUUUGUUGUUAAAUCUACCCAGUUCAACGACUACACGCACGAAGGGACUUUUUUUUUUUCUCUCUCUCUCUAGUUUUUGAACUGAAAAGAAGCCUCCAUUAAGCAUAUUCUCUCGCUUUCUAUUAUUUGACUUUUGAAUCAUUUCAUAUUCAACCCUACUGUUUGAUCGUUAAAGUAUUAAUUUCUACAAACAGGAUCAGAUGGAAGAGAGCCUUCUUGCAUCGGAAACUGAAGAUAUCAGAGAUUUGAAAGGAAGAGUUUGGGUGGAAUCGAAAAGGAUAUGGAAACUGGCUUUUCCUGCAAUGUUAUCCAGGGUGGGUCAAUAUGGAAUGUUCGUGGUGACACAGGUGUUUAUGGGACACAUUGGUGAACUCGAGCUCGCUGCUUAUGCACUCAUUCAAACCAUUACUGUGCGAUUUGCUUAUGGCAUACUGGUAGGCAUGUCAAGUGCAAAUUCGACAAUGUGUGGGCAAGCAUUUGGGGCAAAACAGUACCACAUGCUGGGAAUUUACUUGCAAAGAUCAUGGAUCAUCAACCUCACUACUGCUACAAUAUUGCUGCCUGUGUUUAUCUUCUCAGCUUCUAUAUUCAAACUACUUGGUCAGGAAGAAGAUAUAGCAAGUAAAGCAGGCCAUAUCUCCCUUUGGUUCAUACCCAUCAUCUACUCUUAUGCAUUAAUGUUUAACAUGCAGCAGUUUUUACAAUCCCAGCAUAAAAACGUGAUAAUUGGCUGGCUGUCAGCAGCCUCAUUUGCACUUCAUGUUCUUCUUUCAUGGAUCUUUGUCUCCAAAUUGAACUUGGGGAUUCCUGGUGCAAUGGCUGCCAUGAUUGUGGCAAGUUGGUUGGUCACAAUUGCACUGUUCUUGUAUAUCUUCUGCGGUUGGUGCCCUAAUACAUGGAAAGGAUUUACACUAGCCGCUUUGGCUGAUUUGUUUCCUGCAGUAAAACUCUCUUUAUCCUCAGGAGUGAUGAUAUGCUUAGAAUUAUGGUACAAUGCUGUUUUAGUCCUGCUAGCAGGAUAUUUGAAAAAUGCCACGACUGAGAUUUCUGCCUUCUCCAUAUGCAUCAAUAUAAUAGCUUGGGAAUUAACAUUAUGCUUGGGGCUCGUCGUAGCUUGUAGUGUCCGUGUUUCAAAUGAACUGGGGAGAGGAGAUGCCAAGGCUGCAAUAUUUUCCAUCAAAGUCAACUUAACCACCACAGUUUUGAUGGGAGUAUUGUUUUCGAUAAUUUGUCUAGUGUUUGGCAAUAGAAUUGGCUACAUAUUUACAAGUGAUGAACAAGUAGCAGACACUGUUUCAAGUCUUUCUGUCCUACUAGCUAUCUCGGUUUUUUUAAACAGUAGUCAGACAAUAUUCACAGGGGCUGCUAUAGGUUCUGGCCGCCAAGGUAUGGUUGCAUAUAUUAACAUUUGUAGUUAUUAUUUGAUUGGAGUACCUGUUGGAGCUCUUCUUGGAUAUAUAGCUGACCUCAAAGUAGAGGGUAUUUGGAUUGGGAUGAUUCUGGGUGUUGUGAUUCAAACACUUGUUCUUGGCUACAUAACCUGGAAAACUGAUUGGAAUGAGCAGGUGGAUAAAGCAUCAAAACGACUCAAUCGUUUCAAAAGACCUUUGGAGGAAUCAGAUGGCAAUUAAUUUUUUUUUAAGCUAUAAUUAAGGAUGUUCAUCACCGAUAACCAAAAGCAAAAAUUCAUUUACUUCAACUUCCAGACACCACAACAUAAACUACAAUUUCAAGCAUGGGCCUUCACUUUCUUCAUGAAGUUUUUAUUAGAAUAUAUUUGCUUGAAUUGGAUAACAA
Mangifera indica (mango) is the source of this 1916-nucleotide messenger RNA. RefSeq names its product protein DETOXIFICATION 24-like. The coding region runs from base 320 to 1750 and encodes 476 amino acids. The transcript has 8 exons. Lineage: Eukaryota; Viridiplantae; Streptophyta; Magnoliopsida; Sapindales; Anacardiaceae. Gene Ontology annotation, biological process: xenobiotic detoxification by transmembrane export across the plasma membrane. The record is from RefSeq and is a predicted model, not a curated record. Gene Ontology annotation, cellular component: membrane. Gene Ontology annotation, molecular function: antiporter activity; xenobiotic transmembrane transporter activity.